AUGGCACGCCACACAGCAGUCGCUACCAACACCAGCCACGAAGCCGCUGUGGUUCUAAGCGACUGCUCGUCCUCCGACGCCAGCGGAGAGACUAGUAUAACUGUCCCAGAUGAAGAUGAGGAUGAAGACGGUGAUGCCUAUAUUGAUGCUGGUGACGGGGAAGAUGACGCAGGGGAGCAGCAAGCCGCCGACGACCUAGCGGAGUUGCUGGCGGACAAUAAUCACUCACGGGAGUUCUACCUUAAGCAACUAAACACCCUUGACGGGAACUCAUUUCAGUGCGAAGAGUACGCGCCCAAGUCGCUGGAGCUGCUCGACCGGGUCGAGCGAGAGUGGUUGAAUUUCUGCGCCUACUUGAAGAAAGACGUGAAGGAGAUGUAUCUGAAAGUAGACGUGGUGAAAAUAUAUACCUUCUUCCACUGGUCCUUGAACCAACGCCGCGGCAAAGAUGGGAGGCGACGGCAGGGGCUGCAGUACAAGAGCUCCCUGGAGACCUACUGGAAGGUCUUUCGACUAGUCUAUGAGAGGGAGAAGCAAGAAAAGAUAGACAAAGAGACAUCAAGGGCGCUGGUAAAGCUAUUUAAACUCUCAACGAAAGGCCGCCCGAAGUCGGUCGUCUACCUUGAUGACCUUACCAAGAUUGUCGAGACGACGGUCACGACGACCGAGAAGAAGUUCGGCCAUGGGCGGCUACGUAUCUGCCUCUGUCUAUACUUCCAGCUCGCCGGCUUCACCGCCAACCGCCCGGGCGCGCUGCUGAAGGUACGCUACCAGGACAUCCAAGUCACCCUCCUGCGCGACCCUGACGGCGGGCCCAACAACAUCUUGAUCGAAUUUACCCCGGAAUUUUCCAAAACAUUUCUUGGAGACAAAGAUGCCGUUACCUUUGUGAUCCCAGAGAUUAUAUUCGACCCGUCUCUGAUCCUCAGCCCUCACGUCAUGCUCCUUGGCCUCCUGUUCGCCGAUGGUGCAUUUGGCCGCCUGGAGGGCGAGGAGGUCCUUACCUCGGCGAAACAACUUCUCGAUCUCAGCAUCCCCGAGGGCACCAACGAGCUUCGCCUUCCUCUGAAGCCGGAACUAGACGAUAUUCCGGUGUUCCGAAAGUUGGAGAAAACGGCAGACGGAGUCAAGGUAUCCGACACCGAGGCCCUGACCUACCAGACACUCUGGAGGUCGAUCAGGAUAAUUGGGGAAUUAUCAACAUUUAUUCAGAUCCUUCGGGCUUACAGCUUGAGGUAUGGCGCAGGAAAGGCGCUGGAUAACAGUGGCCAAAUCACCGAGGCGGUUCGGAGCCUGAUCUUCCAACACUCCGACACGCGAACGUUCCUCGAGUUCUACCUCCAUAAGAAGGUAGAUAAGGACCUUGCCGCCAUCGUCCGGGGCAUCAAACCACAGGACAAUAUCAUGCGUGCCGCAUGCAGAAUGCUUCGCUCCGUCCACCCGCGUCGGCCAAGAUGCCUGACCACCGCCCAGGCGUCUUCGGUCAACAAGCUCCCGGACAUCGAGGACCUGAUAAAACGUCGCAAUAAGCUCAGUCAGAGCAUGGGACGCCCCAUCGUGCAGCACAAGGGGACCCACAAGUAUACGCUCCACCAGAGGCUCAACACUGAGCUAGCGACCGCGCGAAGCAGGGCGAAGGCCGAGCUCCUACGAAAUAUACAGAACAAGUUCGACUACGAGGAGCCCCUGCGUGAGAUCCAGCGGCAGCUCUCGGGGGUCAAGGUCUCCGAGGCGGUCAACGAGUCCCUUGGCAGCAACGAGGACAUGCCGCCGCAGCAGCAGCGACUGGUCUCAGCCCUCCUCUCCCUUCCAGGUAAGAACCUGCGGGAAGAGAUGCUCCGGCGCACAGAGGCGAUAGAUGCGGUGGCAGAAUACUGCCUCUUCGAGGAGGGGGAUACAUGCAAGCUGCCACGCGACCAGCGGCGAGUCGCAAAGGCGUCAACCGACGCUACGGUCGAGGUAAAGGCCGAGGUACGUGCUCCUCCACCCCCAAGCCAGAGGGAUAUCGCGUUGAAGGCCGUGAUGGAGGACCAUCGGCCCUUGUACUGCUUCUGGUGCCUAAAAGGCUACUCGGUUCCCGGGGGAGUGACAAAGCACCUCCGGCGGAGGCACCUUCGACAUAUCAAGCCCGGGGACCGCAUCAGAUGCCCGACCUGUUGUGUAGACCUGGAAGACAUGAUACAACUUAAGAAUCAUGCCCUGAUAGUCCACAAAACGCUCCCUUGA
Messenger RNA from Arthroderma uncinatum, 2226 nucleotides. RefSeq lists its product as uncharacterized. The record is from RefSeq and is a predicted model, not a curated record. The transcript has 5 exons. The coding region runs from base 1 to 2226 and encodes 741 amino acids. Lineage: Eukaryota; Fungi; Ascomycota; Eurotiomycetes; Onygenales; Arthrodermataceae.